Manis javanica (Malayan pangolin) is the source of this 878-nucleotide messenger RNA. The record is from RefSeq and is a predicted model, not a curated record. Lineage: Eukaryota; Metazoa; Chordata; Mammalia; Pholidota; Manidae.
UCUCAUAUUAUUUGUUCCAGUUCCCACCGAAAAGGGAGCCACAGGUCUUAGUAACCUGGGAAAUACAUGCUUCAUGAACUCAAGCAUCCAGUGCGUUAGUAACACACAGCCACUGACCCAGUAUUUUAUCUCAGGGAGACAUCUUUAUGAACUCAACAGGACAAAUCCCAUUGGGAUGAAGGGGCAUAUGGCUAAAUGCUAUGGGGAUUUAGUACAGGAGCUUUGGAGUGGAACUCAGAAGAAUGUUGCUCCAUUAAAGCUUCGGUGGACCAUAGCAAAAUAUGCUCCCAGGUUUAAUGGGUUCCAGCAACAAGACUCCCAAGAACUUCUGGCUUUUCUCUUGGAUGGUCUUCAUGAAGAUCUCAACCGAGUCCAUGAGAAGCCGUAUGUGGAACUGAAGGACAGCGAUGGGCGACCAGACUGGGAAGUAGCUGCAGAGGCCUGGGACAAUCAUCUGAGAAGGAAUAAAUCAAUUGUUGUGGAUUUGUUCCAUGGGCAGCUGAGGUCCCAAGUUAAAUGCAAGACAUGUGGGCAUAUAAGUGUCCGAUUUGACCCUUUCAAUUUUUUGUCUUUACCACUACCAAUGGACAGUUAUAUGCACUUAGAAAUAACAGUUAUUAGGUUGGAUGGUACUACCCCUAUACGAUAUGGACUAAGACUAAAUAUGGAUGAGAAGUACACAGGUUUAAAAAAACAGCUGAGUGAUCUCUGUGGACUUAAAUCAGAACAAAUCCUUCUUGCAGAAGUACAUGGUUCCAACAUAAAGAAUUUCCCUCAGGACAACCAAAAAGUACGACUCUCAGUGAGUGGAUUUUUGUGUGCAUUUGAAAUUCCCAUCCCUGGAUCUCCAAUUUCAGCUUCUAGUCCAAUACAGACAG